ACGUGACUCCUGUCGUCAUGUGAUGUGUCUUUGAACUCUGUCAGCUGACAUCACGGCUUCAGUUCUGCUGCUGCAAGACGACAGAAGGUAACGUGAGGAUGUCUGUAAGUGUCCAGCCUCUCCAGUGCACCACUGACUGCAAGGACCAGAAUUUUGAUGGCAUAAUCUUGAUAUGCCAAAGUUAUGAGCAGCUUCCUGACGAGCUGGAGUGUUUGAAAGCACCAUUACAGGACUACAGCGCAGUGGAUUGUUGCGCUGGUGAAGAGGUCGUGGUGGUCAAGGUUCCUGGUCUCUCUGGAAACAGACUUGUGUUUGCCUGCACCGGUCCGGUGAAUCGGGACUAUGAUGAUGUCCGGCGCUUCAGUGAUGCUGCUGCUAAUGGCAUUAAGAGGGCUCUGAAAGCUGGCAUGCAGCGCCCUCUGCUGGUUUGUCCUCCUCACAGUAGUUAUGCAAAGAGCACCUUGGUGGCUGUUCUAGGAGCCCUGCAUGUUCUCUACUCGCCUUUAGAGGUGAGGGAGCACAAGUUUUCCCCUCAUAAGGUGGCAGUGCUGGGCGUCUGGGCGAAGAACCGGACGCAGGGAGAAGCCAUUACUGAGCUGGCCACUGCUCUGGAGAGCGGCAGGUUUGUCUAUCGUGACAUCGGUGGCUCUGACCCGGAGCGGAUGGCUGCACCUCGUGUAGCUGAGUAUGUGCAAGCGGUUUUCAAGGAUACGCCUGUAACGGUGACGGUAGUGAGUCAUUUGAAUACUCUGGAGAAGGAGUAUCCCUGUUUGGCUGCAGUCAACCGCUGUGCUAACACCGUGCCGCGCCACCAGGCCCGAGUGAUCAAGCUGCUCUACUGCGGGGAAGGACCCAUUCAGCAGACCCUGAUGCUUGUUGGCAAGGGCAUCACGUAUGACACCGGUGGAGCUGACAUCAAGGCCGGAGGAAUCAUGGCUGGAAUGCACAGAGAUAAAUGUGGAUCUGCGGCGGUUGCUGGCUUCUUCCAGAUCUUAGCCAAGCUGAAGCCCAAACACCUGAAGGUUGUGGGUGCAAUGGCAAUGGUGCGAAACAGUGUCGGAUCUGAUUGCUAUGUAGCGGACGAGUUAGUAGUGUCUCGUGCUUGUCGUAGAAUCCGAGUUGGAAACACUGAUGCUGAAGGAAGAAUGGUCAUGGUGGACUUGCUGUGUGAGAUGAAGGAGCAGGCAUUGCAGGAAGUGUCUCCUCAUCUCUUCACUAUAGCCACUUUGACAGGACAUGCUGUCAGAGCCAUGGGACCACAUUACUCUAUCAUAAUGGAUAACGGUGCUGCUCACCACUCAGGAAACGCUUUGCAGUGGCAGAAAGCGGGAGAGGUGCUGGGAGAUCUGUUCGAGGUGUCCACCAUACGUCGGGAGGAUUACGAGUUCCACAGAGGGAAGUCUGAGUAUGAGGAAAUCCUGCAGUCCAAUAACCUGCCCUCAUCCGCCACACCACGUGGACACCAGACACCCGCUGCCUUCCUCAUCAUGGCUUCUGGACUGGAUAAGCAUGGAAUGGACUCGGACAAACCUCUGCCUUACUCCCACAUCGACAUUGCUGGAUCCAGUGGCCCUUUCCCUGGUGUCCCAACAGGCGCCCCAAUUCUUGCCAUGGCGACAAAGUACCUGGAGCUUUAAAUACACGUCCAAUGAUUUUUCUGAUCUUUCAUAAUUUCAGUUAUUUCCGUCUAGUGCCAUUUAUCUGUUAAUGGCUUUCAUAUCUGCUCCAUCUGACACUGU
Molecule: messenger RNA, 1739 nt
Organism: Carassius gibelio (silver crucian carp)
Lineage: Eukaryota; Metazoa; Chordata; Actinopteri; Cypriniformes; Cyprinidae
Product: putative aminopeptidase W07G4.4
Exons: 16
Coding region: 99-1637 (512 amino acids)
Biological process (GO): proteolysis
Cellular component (GO): cytoplasm
Molecular function (GO): manganese ion binding; metalloaminopeptidase activity
Source: RefSeq, a predicted model, not a curated record